AUGAAACUUGCAGGAACCUUUUCAACUGGUAAAUUUAAUGCAGCGUUUAACACUGCAAAAGCUGUUUUUGACGUCGUGAAAAAACCCGAAAUACAGCAUAAACUGAUUGCAGCAAGUAAGAAUGAAACUGUUCGAUCAGCGGUUUCAUCUCUUGCUAAAAAUGAAGCGGCACGUAAAGCUGCUCUGAAUAUUUUGCAAGAUGAAAGAACUUUGAAAACAGCAUGUCAUAUUGCUCAGGCCUCUGAUAGCCAACAAAAGCAAAAAAAUCUUGUAAAUUUAGUUGACAGUAUACCAGCUCGUACAUCUGUUAGUCAUGACACGACUUCCAAAUUCAACAUAAAAAAAGCAUCGAAGUCGAUAUAUCCUUCACUUCUUCCAUCACGAGAUUAUGUAUCUGAUCUUAAUCCUAAGACAACUGACAACAUCAAAAGUAUACCCAGUCAGUUAGUUUCACACAAUAUCUCGCAGUUUAAUUUCGCUCCAGGAACGAAUGCAUUUGCGGGUACGAAUCAAGAAGAGCAACCGCAUGGUUAUGCAAAAUUUGAGUUUGUCGGAUCACAUUUUGAUGAACUUUCCGCGGAGCCUCUCGAUAUGAUUAUUCUAGAAAAAAAGGUGGAUGAUCAGUGGAUCUAUGGGCUUAAUAAAAGGACUGGUCAGAAGGGAAUCAUGCCACUUUUGUAUAUUGAUGUAAAAAUCCCUCUUCCCACGACAUUAACCUCGUCAACUUCUCAAGCACCAUUUUAUGCGAUUGCACUAUUCGAUUUUGAUAGCAGCGUGUCAGGAGAUCUUACGUUUCGAGUAAAUGAUGAAAUUUAUGUUACCGAAAGGAUUAAUGAUGAUUGGUUACGUGGUACGAUUGGUACACGUCAGGGUAUCUUUCCUGCUAAUUAUGUUCGGAAAAUUACCGUUCCAUCGACAUCGAUUUCACAACCCAUGAAUUGUGAUGCGUCAGUAGAAUAUAUCAGCGCCUUGUAUGAUUAUAAUAGUACUGUUGAAGGCGAUCUAAUUUUUAGGGCAGGUGACAGAAUAGAAAUACUAGAAUGGGUAAGCGAAGAUUGGUUGAGAGGUAAAUUAGAUGGGAAAAUUGGCUUGGUACCACGCACUUACAUUGAGAAGUAUAGCAGACACGUUGAUGCUGGAAAACAAUUAAAUGCUACGAGUACAGUUGUCACUGCAACAAAAGAUUAUUAUAAUGCUGCAGAAGACUAUUUGUGCUUCUCGAAAGGAGAUCAAAUCGAAGUCGAUGAUAGUUGGUUGAAGGGAAAACUGCUGCUGAAUAUGAGCAACACGAAGUCCUUCCCAGUGGGAUUAUUUCCAAGAUCAGCCAUCUCUUGA
Messenger RNA from Acanthocheilonema viteae, 1335 nucleotides. Lineage: Eukaryota; Metazoa; Nematoda; Chromadorea; Rhabditida; Onchocercidae. The record is from the annotation of a GenBank genome assembly.